AUAAUCUGUAAGUUUGAUGUAAGCGAAGCUUCGAGCGAACAUUAUCGACGUAAACCGACAGACGCUGGAACGCAUUUCAAAGUACAGUAUCGCUUACCAAUUGCUCGGUCAUGUCUUCCUCCGAGGCGUAAGCUGCAUGAGACUUAAAAUACUACAAUAAGCGCCGCCCCUAUUCCCCUCCAACACUGCACUUACACAUCCUUCGAUACUCCAGCGACCCUCUAAUCAAAAGCGCCAUCUACAACAAUGGAGAACCUUCCAACCGACCACUUCGUCAAGUCCAUGCAGUUCACUGCACGAACUCACCGAGAUGUUUACGCUGCAAUCGACCCCACCCAAGCAGCUCUCUCACAGAAGGGCAAGGUCGUGAUCAUCACUGGAGCCAGCCAAGGUAUCGGUGCCCGAGGUUUCGUCCCCUCAUUCGCAGCUGCCGGCCCAAAAGCCAUCGUCCUUGUAGCUCGCAGUGCCGAUAAGCUCCAAGAGGUGGCCGACGACAUCGCCAAAUCUCACCCUAACGUCGAGACCCUCGUUGUGCCUACCGACAUUGGCGACCCGGCAUCAGUUACUACGCUUUUCGAGAAGGUGAAGCAGAAGUACGGACACGCCGAUGUACUCGUGAACAACGCAGCCGUCUUCAAGGAGGAGCAGCCUGUCAAGGAUGUUGACCAGCAAACCUGGUGGGAUGAGAUGAGCAUCAAUAUCCGCGGUACUUUCCUCGCAACCCAACAAUUCCUGAAGCUGCUCCCAUCGCCAGAAACUCCAGCCAAGAUCAUCACCUUGACAACCGGCGCCGCUUACCAAGUCUUCCCUGGUCUCAGCGCCUACGGCCUGUCGAAGCUUGCAGUCCUUGAGCUCAUGGCGUACGUCGCAAUCGAAAACCCUAAUGUGGUUGCAACAGCGUUGCAUCCAGGUGUUGUAAUGACCGAUAUGGUGAAAGACAUGUUCAGAAAGUUUGCCCUUGACAAGCCGGAGCUUGUUGGUGGUAUUGGAGUUUGGCUCGCUGGUUGGGAAGGUCCUGAUCGGAGCUUCUUGAGUGGCAGAUUUGUGGCUUCUAACUGGGACGUUGAGGAUCUGGUGGGAAGGAAGGAGGAAAUCUUGCAGAAGGAGCUGUUGAAGAUGGAUCUGAACGCGAAGUUGGGGGCUGAACAGUUCGAAUAAAGGAUAAUUGUAAUUUAACUAGUACGCCACUGGGCCCGAAUAUGUAGACAUUUGAG
This is a messenger RNA of Macroventuria anomochaeta, 1214 nucleotides long. RefSeq names its product NAD(P)-binding protein. Gene Ontology annotation, molecular function: oxidoreductase activity. Lineage: Eukaryota; Fungi; Ascomycota; Dothideomycetes; Pleosporales; Didymellaceae. Gene Ontology annotation, cellular component: cytosol. The transcript has 2 exons. The record is from RefSeq and is a predicted model, not a curated record. The coding region runs from base 247 to 1158 and encodes 303 amino acids.